Aspergillus versicolor CBS 583.65 is the source of this 2175-nucleotide messenger RNA. RefSeq names its product ATG3/ATG10 family protein. Gene Ontology annotation, biological process: autophagy of mitochondrion; autophagosome assembly; nucleophagy. NCBI's taxonomy places the organism in Eukaryota, Fungi, Ascomycota, Eurotiomycetes, Eurotiales, Aspergillaceae. The transcript has 5 exons. The annotation marks the transcript as partial. Gene Ontology annotation, cellular component: cytoplasmic ubiquitin ligase complex; cytosol. The record is from RefSeq and is a predicted model, not a curated record. Gene Ontology annotation, molecular function: Atg8-family ligase activity.
CUACUACAACAUCCAUCUCUGAACAUACACCAUAGCACUUAUACAGUUUCUAUUUACCAAGUCCUAGAAGGCAAACUCAAAGCCCAAAAGAUGAAUAUCCUCCAGUCAACCAUAUCGACUUGGCGAGACCGCCUCGCCCCGGUCUCUCGAACCUCCACCUUUCGUACCUCCGGGCAGAUCACGCCCGAAGAGUUCGUCCUCGCCGGCGACUACCUCGUCUACAAGUUCCCAUCUUGGUCAUGGGCAGAUGCCUCAUCACCGUCAAAGCGAGUCUCGUAUCUCCCCGCCGGAAAACAGUUCUUGGUGACGCGCGGGGUGCCUUGUCACCGGCGGUUGAACGAUAACUUUGCGGGCGAUGCGAAUUUUGAUGAUGAGGUCGUCCGGGAUUAUCUAUCUGGUGGAGCAGGGGAUGCAGAAGGCGGUGAUGAUGAUGGCUGGCUGCGGACAGGUGGUGGCGGAGAGCGUCAUGAGAGUACAAUCCGGGAUGUGAGGACGGUGGAUGAAUCGGGGAAGGAAGAAGCGGAGGAAGAGGAGGAGGAGAUCCCCGAUAUGGAAGAUGAUGAUGACGAGGAGGCUAUUAUCCGUGAGCCUGUAGGAAAGUCAAGUACGACGCAGCCAACUCGGACAUACAACCUCUACAUCACGUACGCCAACUUCUACCGGACUCCUCGUCUCUACCUUUCAGGAUACCUUUCUGCAUCUGAACCGCUCCCUCCACACCUCAUGAUGGAGGACAUAGUCGGUGACUACAAGGACAAAACCGUGACCCUUGAGGACUUCCCUUGGUUCGACGGAAAUAUGAAGAUGGCAAGCGUGCACCCCUGCCGCCACGCCUCAGUUAUGAAGACACUAUUAGACCGUGCCGAUGCAGCUCUGAAGCUUCGUCUCGAGAAGCUCAAGCAAGCGGCCGGGUCCUCUUCACCACAAGAGAAGGCCAAGCUCGCUCAGCCAGAGAGCGGGCUGGAAGGUCUUGUUGACGACAUCAAAGGACUCUCGUUGGCCGACGCUCAGAAACAGGGCGACAAGACCGCACAGACAGGUGGAGAGGAAUGGGAAGUUCUGCAGCAUGAUGACGAUGACCAGAUUGCGAUUCGCGUUGAUCAGUAUCUGGUCGUGUUCUUGAAGUUCAUUGCCAGUGUGACGCCGGGUAUCGAGCAUGAUUUCACCAUGGGAGCCUACUCACUUUCUGGAGUUCAUGACUUUAUAUUCUCAUUUCACUCGAUCUGGGCGUUACCGUCUCCGUGCUCUGGGUCCUGUUUGUUUCGAGCUCUCCGUGUCAUACAAUAUAGUGGUCAGUGGUGGCCUGAUCGGCAAACCGACUCAUUGUUGCCUCUUGCCGAGACCAAACACCAACCUUGUUAUGUUUCGUCACCAGAAUAUCAACUCCUACAUUUUAUCUCACCCUUCAAUUACUUCUCGCAAAUGACAACAAAGCCAUCGCCUUUCCUCCGCUUGCCACCAGAACUCCGCCUCCAGAUCUACGAGUACAUCCUCGACAUCCCAACUCCCUACACAAGCCUAACCGAGCACAAGAAACCCCUGAUAGUGAUUAACGACACCGGGAACAAAUUCACCAGCCGCUCAAUCUACCGCUCUCUUCAAUUCUCCCCCAAAUGGGUUGGGAUUCGCAAUGAUGACCUCUCCCUCCUCUCCGUCAACCGCCAAAUCCACGCGGAGGUCGAAAACUUUCUCUACACUUCUCACACCCUAUUCUUCCUCAACGGAUUCGACCUCGACAACCUAGGCGACUUCCUCGACACACUCAGUCCCACCGCUCGUCGGUGCACGCGGUCGAUCGGGUUCGAGGUGUAUCUAUUCGUCCAUAAUAGCAACACCUCCGGGAGCAUCCCGAAACGGAGUUUCCAGCAGUACGAGAGCGCCGCGAAGGUGAUGAGGGAGAGGCUGCCGAAUCUCAAGGGCGUGGUGUUUUAUAUGGAUCCCUGGUUUUCAGCCUGUUGUGACAAUGCAGUUUUUGGGCCUUGGUGUGAUGAGCGGAGCGUUUUGGCGCGGGGGGUGGGGUUUCUGGUCCGGGCUUUUGGGGGGGUUAAGGUGAAGGGGGAUUUGGAGGUGGAGAUGGACCUGGACUUCUUGCCGGCGACGAUGAGGUUACCUGGGCUUGAGAAGGGUGCUCAUGCAUAUGAUACUGGCCCAAAGAGCUUGGUUGGAGUCAGGUGA